AUGGAUAUUUACAGAGAGGUAAACUACCUGCACAGAAAGGUAAUUUCACUGCAACAUGCGAGUCGAGACCUGAGAACGACUCAGGAGGAAGUACAGGCGGUCAGGGCCUCGGAAGAGCAGUUCCUGAACGAGAACGAAGCACUACGCAGCACCAUCAGGGAACUGAAGAAGAUCGAGGCCUCGUACCACCAAGUCCUGAGGGAGAGGGCGCACUCAGCAAAGCUCCAGGAAAACCUCAAUCUGGCCGAAAAGAAGUACAGCUUACUGUUAGAGUCGUACAACGCUUUGAAAGAGCAGACCGCGUACAGGUGUCACGAGCAAAAGGACAUCAAGGACAUGUUCGAAGGGAAAAUAGACAAGUUAAACCACAUUAUACACUUGAACGAGCUCCAAGGGAAGAAGCUAGAGCAGAAAGUGUUCAAGGAGGCGGAGGAGCAAAGCCGUGUCGUGGUCACAGAUCUCAGGCAGAAACUCGUCAAUCUCGAGAAUGAGCUUAAAAACGAGAAAUCCAAGACGACCGAUCUGGAAACCCAGUUAAUGCAGGCAAACUGUAUUAAUGAAAAGUUAAAGAACUACCCCAUCCCCAACCUGAGCGGACUGCCGAAGACUCUCACCGACAAACAGCUGCUGCGAGAGAAUUUAGAGCUGAGAGAGAGACUCCGGCAGAAGUGGAAGCCAAAACCUGAGACCACGAAGCCUCCCGGACGGCCUGAAACACAGCUGGUCCAAUGCCCGACCCCUGUGGACGCCCAAAUGGAUCAACUGAGUAAGAUCAAGGACGCGCAAAGGAUCCCAGAGCUACACAGCACGAUUCGGAAGCAGAGCGACACAAUCAAAGUCCUCAAAGCGGAACUGGAAAUGUGUACGGCACAAAGGGACAGACUGCAGAAGGAAAAUGAGAGAAUUCACGAGAAAAUUAGCAUGAAGUCCUACUGCAAAGACAGAAGCAAACACACGGACACGCUAGCCACGGCGAGACCAGAGAAAGAUCAUGUAGAGCUAAAAAUAUGGUCCAGAAAGGCUCCUCACAGGGAAACCUUCGUGACUCAGCGGGACCCGGAGCAACAACAAUAA
Knipowitschia caucasica is the source of this 1074-nucleotide messenger RNA. NCBI's taxonomy places the organism in Eukaryota, Metazoa, Chordata, Actinopteri, Gobiiformes, Gobiidae. The record is from the annotation of a GenBank genome assembly.